Fundulus heteroclitus (mummichog) is the source of this 1330-nucleotide messenger RNA. RefSeq names its product nucleoporin 35 (gene nup35). Lineage: Eukaryota; Metazoa; Chordata; Actinopteri; Cyprinodontiformes; Fundulidae. The transcript is spliced from 9 exons. Gene Ontology annotation, molecular function: structural constituent of nuclear pore; single-stranded DNA binding; phospholipid binding. The record is from RefSeq and is a predicted model, not a curated record. Gene Ontology annotation, biological process: nuclear pore organization; regulation of DNA-templated transcription; NLS-bearing protein import into nucleus. Gene Ontology annotation, cellular component: nuclear pore central transport channel; nuclear pore nuclear basket; nuclear membrane. The coding region runs from base 286 to 1167 and encodes 293 amino acids.
CGUCAUGUACGUGCGCCGGAAGACGGUCAAGGCGCACCGUUAGCUCGCAUCCAGAGCUCCCCAGACAAGCUGUUGUCCGCUCAAAAAGCUGUCACUAAAUCUUCCGACCCAACCCCAUUAGCUCCAUUAGUACAAACCUGAGCUCCACACAGCUUUAUGUGAUAACAUCAGGAAGUCACAGUUCGCCAAGAGCUAGCUUUGUUAGCCACCGGCCCUUUUUUUCCCCUCCCUUUCGUCACUUCCUACUUUUGAAACUCGCGGCUGUAGAAGAAGAAGAAGAAGAAAAUGGAGUUACAAGUGGGCUCUGAACCGAUGACUCUGGGUUCCCCCACCUCUCCCAAGCCGACCUCCGGAGCUCAGUUUCUUCCCGGUUUCCUGAUGGGUGACCUGCCCGCGCCCGCCACCCCACAGCCGCGGCCUUUCAGCCUGACCUCGCCCAUCGCAGAGAGCAUGAGCGCCAGUCGAGGAGGAGGAGGAGGUUCGGCCCCACAGCCUGUCGUCCCCACGCCAAAAGAUAAGAGCGGCGCUCCUCCUGUUCGCAGUAUCUACGAUGACCUGGUCACCAUGGGGACGCCCCUCAGUGCACACAAGCAGUCCUUCCCAGUCAUGCAGUCUCCCUUCUCUGCGCGUCAGGCCUCCACACCAGGAACAGGCAUGCAGCAGGGGUGCCUUUCUCCAGCUCAGGUGGAUCCGUUCUACAGUCAGGGGGAGACGCUGUCAUCGGACGACCAGCUGGACCAGACCUGGGUCACGGUCUUCGGUUUUCCUCCAGCCUCAGCGUCCUACAUCCUGCUGCAGUUCGCUCAGUAUGGAAACAUCCUCAAACACACGAUGGCGUCUCCCGGUAACUGGAUGCACCUCCAGUACCAGUCCAGGCUGCAGGCCAGAAAAGCCCUGUCUAAAGACGGCAAGGUGUUUGGAGACUCCAUUAUGGUGGGAGUCAAGCCCUGCAUAGACAAGAGUGUGAUGGGGAGCAGCGACGCCGUCUCUCCGCCCCUCUCGGUUUCCUCCUCCGCUCUCCCCUCCACCCCCCGCUCUGCCAUCAGGCCGCUUAGCGCCUCCUACAGGAGCUCCGGCAGCGACUACCAGGUGGUAGCAGACAGACAAACGCCCAGGAAGGAUGACAGCUUUGUUUCCAAAGCAAUGGAGUACAUGUUUGGCUGGUGAUGAGAGAGGAAGAGGUGCAGAUGGAUAGAAGGAUUCACUACAGCGUGUGUGAAUGAAUGAGUGAGUGAGUGUGAAUGUGAGGGUUGGAGAAUCUCUCUGUCUGCUUUUUUUUAUCUUGAAUUUUUAGUGUCUUUGUCUCAAUAAAGCUCGUCUUUUACUUUAA